AAAAACAGUUUUGUAUCUCAAUUUAAGAUUAAAGGGGAUCUGGGGACACUGACCUUAUACUGGUCCGUGGAGUAAUGCACUUUCAGGAGUUCCACGGAAUCACCACCGCUAUUUCCGUGAUAUCGAUACAUCGAUACUUCCGCGAGUGGUUGACCCAGCUCCACUUUGGUCCUUCCAGCUGGUAUCGUAUCUGUUGCCUGGUCAUGGAGCAGCAGCCCCAGGCGAGAGCCUCCUCCUCGAUGGGGAGCGGCAAGCCCCAGGACUCUGGUGUCCUCACGCGCGAGGACUUCGACGGCGGACCCGUCAGCAUCGACGAGGUGGACACGGGGCUUUUUCUGGGCAACCUGACGGCAGCAACGCACAUGGAGACGCUGCGCUCCUUUAAGAUCACGCACAUCCUCACGCUGGACUCGGUUCCCCUGCCGCAGCACAUCCUAGAGGCGAGCUUCCUGACCACCAAGUACAUCCAGAUCGCCGACAUGCCGCGCGAGGACAUCCUGCAGCAUCUGGAGGGCUGCGUGGACUUUAUCAGCGCCGCCUUGGCCCAGCAGGGCAACGUCCUGGUCCACUGCUACUUCGGCGUGAGUCGCAGCUCCUCCACGGUCAUCGCCUACAUGAUGAAGCGGCACAACCUGGACUUUUUGCCCGCCUACGAGAUGGUCAAGGCCAAGCGUCGCUUUGUCCAGCCGAAUGCCGGCUUCGUCAGCCAGCUAAAGCUCUUCCGGCGCAUGGGCUGCAAGAUCGACCCGAACUGCCAGCGCUACAAGAUCCACCGCCUGCGCCUGGCCGGCGAGCAGAUGCGCAAGGCCAAGAUCCUGCCGCAGAGCUUCCACAGCGUUGUCCGUCCGGAUCCGGAUAUUACGCGCGAGAACCCAGAGCCCAUAGUGUUUCGCUGUCGUCGCUGCCGCCGCGUCCUAGCCUCCAAAUCGCACGUACUGGAGCACAAACCUCGCGACAGGCCGUCGGAGCAGGUGAUGCCCAAGGAGAAGGAGGAAGCAGCUGGGCAGGGUCCGUCGCAGGAUCAGGCCGAGAAUCCCAGUGGUCCCCGGAUGCUGGAGCAGCUAGCCGAGCGCAUCCGCCAGUCGUCGCUCGGAUCGCCUGGCCAUGAGGGCACACCAAACAACUGCAGCAGCAUAUUGUUCGUGGAGCCCAUUGCCUGGAUGCACCGCAUCAUGCUGAACACCCAGGGCCGCCUCUACUGUCCCAAGUGCGAGCAGAAACUCGGAAACUUUAGCUGGAUCAAUGCCUGCAAGUGUCCGUGCGGGGAGACGAUGACGCCUGCAUUUUACCUAAUACCUUCCAAGGUGGAGCUCUCCAAGGCCGUGCAGAACGUGCAGACCACGGUGUAGGUGCAGCAUGCACGAAGUAGAACGAGAUGGCGCCAGUGGUGGGCUACUGAAUGGCCAGCAAUCGCAGAUCGGCAAUCGGCCACCUCGACCAGAGCUAACGCUUUGAUCGCUGGCUGCAGUCCCUUGAGAGGAGUAUUGAACCACACUGGACACAAUUGAUGCCCAAGGGCAUAGAAUUGGGUUAAUAUAGAAUCUAAGGGCAAUUGCAGUUGCCGCUUUGGUUUCUAACGCGUGGUUUUACGAGAGGCUUAGUUUCACAUAAGCCACAUGUUAAAUGUAAGAUGUGAUAGUGCAAUUGUCCUUAGAAUACCCUUCAGUAAAACCACAUUGUUUCGCUGCUAUGGGGCGCAUUAUUUCAUUGCUGAAAAUCUGAGAUCUUUAAAAAGCAUCUUUAAAGCAUAUAAAGCAUAUAAAACCUUGUAGCACCCCUUAAGAAAACGGUCUCGAAUCGGUUAGAAACUUUCCAUAGUUAUUCAAAUGUAAACUAACAUAUCCCAAAAACCAACUCCAUUUGCAAUUCGUUCGGCAAAAAGUCACUUUUCUGAGUGAGAAACAAUCAAUGAGUUAUUAAUUAAUUCCAAAAGGCAUUACAAACAUUGACAGUUCGAGUUGGUUCAAUUUAGUGAAAAGAAAACUGUAAGGUUAGCAAGGAGUUUCAUUUAUAGUUGCAACUUGCAAACAACAUUGUUUCAUUUUAAAUAGUUAGCCAAUAUAUGUACAUUUGCCGAUAUGAAUAAUUAUACACGUAAGUGCAUAAAUUGCACCCACACUCGUUGGAAACCAUGAUACAAAUAUCGAUUUUUGCUGUUCCAUAUGCAUUUGCAUAGCUUUUGGCAUGUUACCACACAAACUACAUACUAUAAAUGUAUUUUAGAUAUUUUAACCUUUUUGGAAAGUAUUUUACGCAAAUAUGAGGAAAAACCAAAAUAUUUUCAAUGACAAUAUCUAAAUUUACGCAAUUAAUGUUAUAAUCAAGAGUUUGACCGCCAAAAAUUCAUGUCAGGUGGUCGAACACGGACCACGGAGGGGAAAAACGUCGCCUUCGUUGGACCCUCAGGCAUGGACAUUACCUUAUCGAUAUUGAUGUGCUUUGUUGACCCGUUUAAGAUAUAUGAACUGUAUGUAAAUGAGUGUGUAUUGAUAUUAAAGUCAAAAUCGUUUGUUUUCCA
Molecule: messenger RNA, 2518 nt
Organism: Drosophila biarmipes
Lineage: Eukaryota; Metazoa; Arthropoda; Insecta; Diptera; Drosophilidae
Gene: MKP-4
Product: dual specificity protein phosphatase MPK-4
Exons: 5
Coding region: 75-1349 (424 amino acids)
Biological process (GO): protein dephosphorylation
Cellular component (GO): nucleus
Molecular function (GO): protein tyrosine/serine/threonine phosphatase activity
Source: RefSeq, a predicted model, not a curated record